UCCGACGUGGAUCGCAAGCCGGCUCAGGCCAUCCCCUCACGCCAAACCAAACCGAUUGCGACAUGAUCACACCUGACAGCUCCUCCCGAUCCCCAUCAACCCAAACUUGAAUCCAAAUCCAUCUCGCUCACGACUCCAAUCCCAACUUCUUUUUUCCAAAAUUGAAGUCCCUUAUAAACCUCCUCGUCAGCAACCUCCUCCAAGGAACAAGAGCAGGUCCAAGCAAGAACCCAGAAACCAGCCACCGCCAUGGCCUCCGCGCGCCGCCUCGGCGGCCUCCUGCCGCUCGUCCUCCUCCUCCUCACCGUCAUCUCGGCGUCCGAGUCCGACCCGACGGUCCUGGCGGCCGCGGCCGGCGACGCCUCGGGCCAGCCGAGCGCGUACAAGAUGCUGGAGGGGUUCGGGUUCCCGCGGGGCAUCCUGCCGGAGGGCGUGACGGGGUACACGUACAGGCCGUCGGACGGCGCGUUCGAGGUGUUCCUGGGCGGGGACUGCGAGUUCGACGUCGACGGCGGGUACCGGCUCACGUACCGGCGGAGGAUCUACGGCAACGUGGAGGGCGGCAGCAUCCGGAACCUCGGCGGCGUCUCGGUGCGGAUGUUCCUCCUCAACUGGGGCAUCGACCGCGUCGUCAUGGAGGACGCGGCCCACCUCAUGUUCUACGUCGGCCCGCUCUCGCAGGCGUUCCCCGCCGACAACUUCGAGGAGUCCCCGCAGUGCCGGGGCCGCCGCUGCGGCGGCGACGGCGCCGCCGUGGGCGCGGCGGCGGUGUAGGAUGUUCCGGCGGCGACACGCACCUAUCCAUGUGGGUUGAUUCAAGGGAGAGGAGGGUCAAACGAUCGAGAUUGUUGGUUCAUGCUGUACGUGUACAAAUUAAGACUCAAUUGUAUUGCCAGGCAUUGGAAUCUUACCUC
Messenger RNA from Panicum hallii, 914 nucleotides. RefSeq lists its product as uncharacterized. The transcript has a single exon. NCBI's taxonomy places the organism in Eukaryota, Viridiplantae, Streptophyta, Magnoliopsida, Poales, Poaceae. The coding region runs from base 250 to 774 and encodes 174 amino acids. The record is from RefSeq and is a predicted model, not a curated record.